Messenger RNA from Orbicella faveolata, 1796 nucleotides. Its product is annotated as MAP kinase-interacting serine/threonine-protein kinase 1-like. Gene Ontology annotation, molecular function: protein kinase activity; ATP binding. The record is from RefSeq and is a predicted model, not a curated record. Gene Ontology annotation, biological process: protein phosphorylation. NCBI's taxonomy places the organism in Eukaryota, Metazoa, Cnidaria, Anthozoa, Scleractinia, Merulinidae.
GGGUUUUUGCGCUUUCCUUUUUCUCGGAAGAAAUCGACAUCAUUCGGGAAAUCUUCGCAAAAUUCCGGAUAUCUUCAGAGAACGAGCGGCUACCUUGCGUGUUUAAAAAGUUCGCGGGACGAUGGCGGAUGUGGAAGAACUUAUCCAUUUCAGCAAAAAUUUCAGGCUUGCAAAUGAUGGUGAAAGUAAAGGAAAAGAAAAUACAGUUCAAGAGUUAAGACUGUUUCAUGAUUCAUUUAACAUGCACAUUCCUACGAUGAACAAGAAAGCAAGUAAUUCUGAAAAUGCUCCCAGAGAGAAGCCACAUCCAGGGAAAUCAGGCAGUGAGAGUGACAAUGCAAGGACGGAAAACCUUCUUGAACAUGGUGAAGACAUGGAACCUCCUACUGAGGACAUUUUCCAGCCUCAAGCUCAAGCAAAGAAAAAGAAACGAAAAAAGAAAAGGGCUAGUGAUAGUGUUUGCGAAAGUUUUUAUGAUAUAUACAAGGUACUGGAUGAUGUUCUAGGGCAAGGAGCUCAUACAACAGUGAAAACUUGUGUCAAGCUUGCUACAAACCAGGAGUAUGCUGUCAAGAUUAUUGACAAGUCUGCAAAUGUUGACAGAAGACGUGUACUCAAUGAAAUAGAGUUACUCUACCAAUGCCGCGGACACAAAAAUAUUAUUGACUGUAUUGAAUAUUUUGAAGACAGCCACAAGUUUUAUCUGAUAUUUGAAAAGAUGAGAGGAGGGCCACUUCUAAAAUAUAUUGAAAAGAAAAAAGCUUUUACAGAGAAAGAAGCAAGCCUGGUUGUGAAGGAUAUAGUAUCCGCAUUGGAUUUUCUCCAUAAAAAAGGUAUAGCUCACCGAGAUCUGAAGCCAGAGAAUAUACUUUGUGCUUGUGAAAAUCAGAUAUCUCCAGUCAAGAUUUGUGAUUUUGACCUGGCUAGUGGGCUUGAUGGUCUCAGUGCAGCAGUAACAACACCAGAGCUUCAAACACCAGUUGGCUCAGCUGAGUACAUGGCUCCUGAGGUAGUGGAUGCCUUCAAGACCCAGGCUACAACAUAUGACAAAAGAUGUGAUUUGUGGAGUCUUGGAGUGAUUCUUUACAUCAUGUUAUCUGGGCAUCCACCCUUUUAUGGCAAAUGUGGCACAGACUGUGGCUGGGAAAGAGGAGAAAACUGCAAAUCGUGUCAGGACAUGCUGAUGAAGAGGAUACAGGAAGGGGAAUAUGAUUUUCCGGCAAAGGAAUGGGAUGGCAUUUCGUUAGAAGCCAAGAAUCUUAUAUCGCACCUGUUGGUGCGGGAUGCAACGAAAAGAUACACCACUGAUAUGAUAAUACAACAUCGUUGGAUCGAGGAGGCAAGCAACACCCCACUCCCUACCCCCACCCUGUUAACCAGGAAUAUGAACACGCACAAUCUACAAGAGUUUGCUGCUGAGGCAGUAGCCAUGAACCGAAUGUUCUCUGAAGCGUCAGCAAUUUAUCGUCCUGAAGAUCAUGAAGAAUUUCAGAGAAAUAUCAAACCACGAGUGCUGGGACUUUCGCCUCCUUCAAACUCUGUCUUAGCGAAGCGGCGAGCUGCCUCCUCAAAAUCCCAUUCGGCAAAUCCACAAAGCAAAGAUGUUGACAAAAAUGAACUUUAGCGUGCGAAGGCCACCGUGUUCCUCCCGUGUUCCAAACUUGCCUGAGCGGACCAGUUGUGCAGGGGGGUGGGGUUGGGAGAGAGAAUAGAAUAUCACCGUUAGAGCGGUUUUCACUUGAGUGUCGAAAGUCAUUUGCAUUUGCUUUGGUUUUACGUUACUACGCUAAGUGAUU